UAAAACUUGUCGAAUCUCAAUGACAUGAAUCCUUGUGAUUAUUGACCUAAAUUAUUCCUGUCAUGCUGAGCAUGUUUAUAAACUUGUCAGUUCUGACUGAAGCGGCAAAGAUGAAGGAGAAUAAGGGAGAAGAAGAAGAAGAAAAAAAGGAGAUGAGUCGGAAGGAGAAGCGGAAGGCAUUAAAGAAAAUGAAACGGAAGCAAAUCAGGAAGGAGAUUGCAGUUAAGGAGCGGGAAAAGGAGGAGGCUCGCAUCAACGAUCCCGACGAGAAGAGGAGGAUGCAACUCCUGGAGCAGCAGGAGGCUGAGAGAAUGGAGAGUGACAGGAAGCUUUUCGAGGAAAGAGAGAGGGCUUGGAUGGAGUUACAGCAGAGGAUCCAGCAGCAGCAGGAGCAACAACAGCAACAGAUAGACCUUCUUGAAGAAUCACAGUCGGCACGCAAUGAUAAUGGUAGUGACAAUGAUGAUGAUCAAUGGGAGUAUGUGGAGGAAGGGCCUCCUGAGAUUAUCUGGCAAGGAAAUGAGAUUAUCCUCAAGAGGAACAAAGUGAGGGUUAGGGUUUCAAAUAAGGAAACAAAACAAAAUCAGCAUGCUGAUGAUGCUGAUAGACCUACCUCAAAUCCUUUACCCCCAGAAUCUCACUCAAAUUCAUUCGCUCAGCAGGUGCUGGAGAAUGUUGCUCAACAAGUACCCAAUUUCGGAACAGAACAGGACAAAGCUCAUUGCCCUUUUCAUUUAAAAACUGGAGCAUGCCGAUUUGGUCAACGUUGUAGCAGAGUCCACUUUUACCCUGAUAAAUCCUGCACCCUUCUGAUGAAAAACAUGUACAAUGGUCCUGGCAUGGCUUGGGAGCAAGAUGAAGGCCUUGAGUACACGGAUGAGGAGGUUGAACGCUGUUUUGAAGAAUUUUAUGAUGAUGUUCAUACGGAGUUCCAGAAAUUUGGAGAAAUUGUGAACUUCAAGGUGUGUAAAAAUGGUGCAUUUCACUUGAGAGGAAAUGUCUACGUUCAGUAUAAACAUUUGGACUCUGCUCUGCUUGCUUACAACACUGUUAAUGGGCGCUACUUUGCUGGGAAACAGGUAAGUUGUAACUUUGUUAGUUUGACAAGAUGGAAGGUUGCCAUAUGUGGCGAGUAUAUGAAGUCAGGUUACAAGACUUGUUCUCAUGGAACAGCGUGCAAUUUUAUACACUGUUUCCAAAAUCCUGGUGGAGACUAUGAAUGGGCUGAUUCUGAUAGACCGCCCCCAAAAUUUUGGGUGAAAAAGAUGAUAGCAUUAUUUGGUUAUUCUGAUGAUUAUGAGGCUUUAGGGGAGCGAGAAAAUUUGAGUUUGCAAAAGAAUACGGGGAGAUGUCAAGAUCAGAUUCUUUCAGGUACCACUCAAGUAGAUCAAGAUCUAGGGAGAGGGAUCAGUUGAAAAGUUAUUCUAGCAGAAGAAAACAUGGAGACGAACGAAGGCAAAGAACUCCCGAUGAGGGAUGGAAUGCCCAUUCAAAAGAGAAUCAUAAAAUUAAGCACAAAACUCCAGUUUCUGAAUCCAAUAGGGAAUGGCUAGAAAAAGAUGAAAAUAGGGAAAGUCACCAUAAACAUUACAGAAAAAGCUCGUUACAUAGUGACAAGGAUGACAGUCGCAGAAGCCAUGAUGAGGAUUUUGAUACAGAUUUGGCUAUAACUGGUAAGGACGAUGAAGUUGAACAUGGAAAAGAACGACGACACUGUAAGAAACGGAAGAGAGAUAGAAGGGAUCGGAUUUAUGAGUCCGAAUCAGAGCACCAUACCAGUAGAAGGAAAAGUUCACGGCAGCACAGUAGGGACAAUAGAACCGGUGAAGCUGAAUCUAAUAAAGAUUUGUUUGAUCAAGGAGACUUGGAACCUCAUGAUAGCUCUAGGAAAAACUCGAGACACAGGAGGUUUAACCAUCGAGAAGACAACAAAGACCAUGAAAAUGAAGUUGAUGGAGAUUGGUCACGGAGAGAGAGACACAUAAGAUCUGGCUAUCGAGAAGACAUUAAAGACCAUGAAAAUGAAUGUGAUGAAGUCGAUAGAGGUUGGUCACGGUGGGAUGGGGACGGAAGAUCGCAUCAUAAAAAGAAGCGUUCAAGACACCACCACUCACCAGAUGUCGGAUUACAGUGAUGUAGACAUCUAAGAAUGCAAGUAAGAUUAACUUUUGUAUUCCUGUGAUGAUGCUUUAUCAUCUUUUGUACAAUCUCUUCUCUUCUUAGUGUUUCCUUUUUUUUCCUUUUUUUUUCCUUCUAUGAAACAAAAAAAGAAUGCAAAUCAAACGAGCAUCAGGUUUGUUUUUGUAAA
Molecule: messenger RNA, 2308 nt
Organism: Arachis stenosperma
Lineage: Eukaryota; Viridiplantae; Streptophyta; Magnoliopsida; Fabales; Fabaceae
Product: zinc finger CCCH domain-containing protein 5-like
Exons: 8
Coding region: 63-1415 (450 amino acids)
Biological process (GO): mRNA splicing, via spliceosome
Cellular component (GO): U2AF complex; spliceosomal complex
Molecular function (GO): pre-mRNA 3'-splice site binding; metal ion binding
Source: RefSeq, a predicted model, not a curated record